AAUUGGCCUAAAACCCUCGAAAGUCGAAACGAAGGAGGGCAGAAACGAGACUCUAUUGUCAGCUCCCUUGAACCCUUUUUUUUUUUUUUUUAAUUUUUCGUUCCUCGGGCCACUUCUCAGUUAAAGAACAUAUAGAGGAAGGGAGAGAUGGGAAGCGACAGCGAGACCGAGAAAUCGCAGGACAGGAAGAAGAUGUUGUCACUCGCUCCCAUAGCGAAACCUCUUGCAGGGAAGAAGCUUUGCAAGAGAACUCUCAAGCUGGUCAGAAGAGCUUCAGAAGCUAAAUGCUUGAAGAGAGGAGUUAAGGAGGUGGUUAAGAGUAUUCGACGUGGUAACAAAGGUUUAUGUGUUAUAGCCGGGAAUAUUUCUCCUAUUGACGUCAUUACACAUGUUCCAAUCUUAUGUGAGGAGGCUGAUAUUCCCUAUGUAUAUGUUCCCUCGAAGGAGGAUCUUGCCACUGCAGGAGCAACCAAGAGGCCUACAUGCUGUGUCUUGGUGCUAACCAAGCCUACCAAGGGGGAGCUGGGCCAGGAGGACCAAGAAAAAUUGAAGGCAGAUUAUGAGCAAGUUGUACAAGAUGUGUCUGAACUGACAUCCUCUCUUUUCUGAAAGAAAAAAAAAAAAACAAUACUAAUUCAGUUGUCUACUUUUAGCUUCUAGGGAUUGUUGUUAAUUUUAGCUUACCUUUCCAUGGUGUUAUAUAUGAUAUCUUUUGAAUUGAUUUUGAGUGUAUGUGGGUUCGAUUGCUUUAUCAUUCCUAAAAAGGAAGGACCCAAGUCGGUCGAGUUUCAUGGCUUUUAA
Nelumbo nucifera (sacred lotus) is the source of this 801-nucleotide messenger RNA. RefSeq names its product H/ACA ribonucleoprotein complex subunit 2-like protein. Gene Ontology annotation, molecular function: RNA binding. Gene Ontology annotation, cellular component: nucleolus. The record is from RefSeq and is a predicted model, not a curated record. NCBI's taxonomy places the organism in Eukaryota, Viridiplantae, Streptophyta, Magnoliopsida, Proteales, Nelumbonaceae.